Peniophora sp. CBMAI 1063 is the source of this 1593-nucleotide messenger RNA. Lineage: Eukaryota; Fungi; Basidiomycota; Agaricomycetes; Russulales; Peniophoraceae. The record is from the annotation of a GenBank genome assembly.
AUGUCCUCGCUGAUGUCUCGCUGCACAACCCUCAUCUUCGACAUCGGCGAUGUGCUUUUUAGCUGGUCCCCUGUGACAUCGACAUCAAUCACGCCGCGGCAGCUCAAAGCGAUUCUCGGCAGUCCGAUGUGGCAUGCCUAUGAAUGUGGGCGGUACAACGAAGAAGAGUGCUACAGCAAGGUCGCGGCACAGUUCUCGCUUGACCCUGUGGAAGUUCGCCAGGCCUUUGCAGACGCACGAGCGUCGCUCCAGCCCGACGAUAGUUUCUUGACAUUCAUUCGCGAUCUUCAGAUGGCUUCUGGCGGCAACUUGCGCAUUUUUGCCAUGAGCAACAUCUCUCACCCAGAUUACGAAGUCCUGCGCACGAAGCCCGCAGACUGGAGCAUCUUCGAGCGCGUCUUCACUUCAGCCGCUGCAGGGCAGCGCAAGCCCAGUCUCGGCUUUUACCGGCACGUACUGUCAGAGGCCGAGGCGGAUCCUGCAACUACCGUCUUUGUUGACGACAAACCGGAAAACGUCCUCGCGGCGCGGGCGUGCGGUAUCAACGCCGUUGUCUUCAAGGAUGUGGUGGAAGUGCGUCGGGCGCUGCGAAACUAUGUCCUCGACCCCGUCGGGCGGGCGCAAACGUACUUGAGCGCGCAUGCCGGCGAGCACGACUCCUGCACCGACACAGGGAUUACCAUCCAGGAAAACUUCUGCCAGCUGCUACUACUCGAAGCAACCCAGGACCGCUCUCUUGUACGCUACGUGCAACAUCCAACUUUCAAGUGGAACUUCUUUCGUGAGAUGCCAACGCUCACGACCGAUUCGUUUCCCUGCGAUCUUGACACAACAUCGAUCGGGCUCAUGGUGACUCAACCUGCCGUUGAUAUCCUCUCGCGUGUGAUGGACGAGAUGCUGGUAUAUCGGACUGAGGAACUGAUAAUGCAAACUUAUUUUGACUCCGAACGACCGAGAGUCGACCCAGUUGUCUGCUGCAACGUCCUUUCCUUAUUCUAUAGCCAAGGCCGAGGCGAGGAGGUCGAAGCAACACUUGACUUUGUUGUGGCCGUGCUUGAGAAUCGGGCGUACCUCGACGGCACGCGGUACUAUGAAGGCGCGGAGCCGUUCCUUUUCUUCCUAUCGCGUCUGCUUCAGACGACGGAUGAUCCCGUGCUACAUGCGCGACUGGACCCGCUCUUUGCUGCGCGCACCCUGGAACGUAUUGGCACCCAGGGUGACGCCCUUGCCCUUGCAAUGCGGAUCCUUGCCUGUGCGCACGUAGGAGUGCGCGACGAGCUGGACGCGCGCGCGUUGCUCUUGCUGCAGGAGGAGGAUGGUGGAUGGCCGAGCGGUUGGUUUUACAAGUAUGGUUCGUCUGGAACCAAAAUUGGUAACCGCGGAUUCACCACGGCGCUCGCCAUCAAUGCUCUCAAAACACUCAGUGCAGCGGACGCUACCACCCCCGUUGAUCCCUCGCCCAUGAGGAUGCAUACUGCGACUGCGCUCGUGGCCUCAUUGGCCCCACAGGAGUACCCCAGGCGCCGCUCCCUUCGAGAUAUUGCGAAGAUCAUGCACGCAUACUCGAUCUUCGUAGAUGGUUUUCAUUGUUGA